GUAAAUGAGGCCUUACUGUUGGCCUGUUGCCUUACUGUCUUUAAUCUGUCUAUAAUUUAUGUAGAUGCAUAUUUCAGCACAAAAUAAGUUUUAUAUAUUUUUUUUUAUCGUCUGUAAAAAAGAAAAAAUUAAUUAAUUAAUUAGUGACGCAUUGAAUGCAAUUGAACGAUGUCUUCAUGUGUAGAAAUAAUUGACGAUAUUGAAGAUUUGAUAUCGUCCCAAGACAUAACCCCAAAGGAAAGAUAUAGUUCAAGAAAAAACGUGACAAUAAGAUCAAAGCCAAAAACACAACAUAUAAAUGGAAAUGUCGUUGAGAAACCGGAAAUUUUAGCUAGUGUCGUUCCUGGUACCCAAACGAUUUAUGUUAAGACUUGGGGAUGCACUCAUAACAGUUCAGACAGUGAAUACAUGGCGGGUCAGCUGACUGCUUACGGUUACAAUUUAACGGAUUGUCAAGAAAAAGCUGAUCUUUGGUUAUUAAACUCCUGCACUGUCAAAGCACCUUCUGAAGAUCAUUUUCGUAAUGAAAUUGAAAGUGGAAAAAAAGCAGGAAAACACGUUGUUCUAGCCGGAUGUGUACCUCAAGGAGCGCCAAAGACUAAAUUUCUUCAAGGUAUGAGUGUCAUUGGAGUCCAACAAAUUGAUCGGGUUGUUGAAGUUGUUGAAGAAACAUUAAAAGGCAAUACAGUGCGGUUCCUAGGUCAAAAAAAAGUAUCAGGAAAAAAAAUUGGAGGUGCGCCAUUGUCGUUGCCGAAAGUUCGCAGAAAUCCGCUGAUCGAAAUAGUUGCAAUAAACACUGGGUGUUUAAACCAAUGCACUUAUUGCAAAACAAAACAUGCUAGAGGUGAAUUAGGAAGUUAUCCACCAGAACAAAUUAUUGAGAGAGCAAAACAAGCAUUUGACGAAGGUGUUUGUGAGCUUUGGCUCACAUCAGAAGAUACGGGUGCAUAUGGUCGAGAUAUUGGCACAAGUUUACCAGAACUUCUUUGGAAAUUAGUUGACAUUAUUCCUAAUGACUGUAUGAUGAGGAUAGGCAUGACGAACCCACCCUAUAUACUUGAGCAUCUAGAUGAAAUUAGUAAAAUUCUCAAGCAUCCGAGAGUUUACAGUUUUCUUCAUGUUCCAGUACAAUCAGGCAGUGAUCAAGUCUUGAAUGACAUGAAAAGAGAAUAUUUAAGAUCUGAUUUUGAAAAGGUUGUGGACUUUUUACAGGAUAAAGUUCCUGGUGUCACUAUUGCUACUGACAUUAUUUGUGGGUUUCCAACGGAAACUGCAGAUAAUUUUGAAGAUACAAUGAGUUUGUGUAAAAAGUACAAAUUCCCAUCUCUUUUUAUUAAUCAAUUCUUUCCAAGACCUGGUACACCUGCUGCAAAAAUGGUGAAAGUUCCAACUCAACAAGUAAAACAAAGAACGAAAAAAUUAUCUGAUUUUUUCCAGAGUUAUGAACCUUAUAGACACAAAGUUGGAGAAAUACAGAUGGUAUUAGUUACUGAGAUUUCUCAUGAUCAAAAGCACUUUGUUGGUCAUAAUAAGUAUUAUGAACAAGUAUUAGUUCCUAUGAAAAAAGAACUUAUGGGGAAAAUGAUUACUGUUGAAAUUGUCGAAGCUUCAAAACACUCUAUGAAAGGCGAGAUUAUUUCAAUUGGUAAAACAUUACAAAAUGACAUAAUCUCAACGACUCUAAAAGAAUCGCAAUGCUGGAAAUAUAAAAUAUUUACUUUUAUAGUUAUUUUCGUUGCUAUUUUUCUACGAAUAUUAUGGAAAUUGUUUUAUAUUUAAUGUUUAGAGAUAAGAGUUUUUUAAAUACACAUGCAAUGUAUAAAAUUAUCCUUGAUUCGUACUGGAUAGAAUUAUUACUUGAGUUCCAUACGUUUAAAUUAUUUCAGGUGCGUCUGUAUCUCGAGAUCUGACCUACUAGGGUAGGUAUAUUAUAAGCUUAUUAGACGGUUCCAUGGUCACUUGUUAUUUUUGUUUAUAUUUUUUCAUGAACUCUUUGCACAUAAUAAUGUGACAAGUCAAAUUAUAACUACUUAAUAAUUAAAAUUACCAAUCUUUACAUUUAGUUUUUUUUAUUAAGUUUGAAUGAAUUGUUACAUUAUGUUGCUACUUGAAAUUAUUUAUACCUACUUUAAUUUUGUACAUUUGAGUUUUUUCUCUAUUUGAUGAUAAAUGAAUAUCAUUGCAAUGAUGAGAAAGUUUAUUCAUACGAAAAAUUAUAAAAAAAACUUAAAAUUUGAGAUCUUAGAUCAUGUUUAUCACAGCUAAUAUUAGGAACUUUAUUAUCUUCUAUGGCACUUAAAAUAUAAGACAACAAAUGGACAGUUAAAUCUUCUUUGUACAUAGUAUAAAGUAUCAAGUUUUCAGCUAUAGCUAUUCGGUUUUAGCAACUUUAAUCUGCUUUUUAAUUCUAUUAAUUUGGUGAUAUAUAAGUGGUUAAAUUCAAAAUACAACAUCUCAGUUCACUAAUAUAUAAUUCAAGUAAAUCAAUCUAAAAAGUACUGAUUGUACAAGUGUUACUAAAAAGAAUCACAAACAAUUAUACAAUAAAAUCAACAUAAAUUAUGAUAAUAAUGUCAAUUUACUUUAGUAAUAUUUACCUUUUGCUAACAUCAUUUAACUUUUUGUUGUGAAGUUUUAUUCUUUAACACCUUUCUUGUUGCAAUAGUUGGUGGAGGUUUUUGAUACUUCUGGGAUUCUAAUUUUAUAACACAAGACAUGCACUUUAAACGUGAUUGACCAGUAUCUUAUUCAAAACUAGAAACAAUUGCAAUUAUUGUAUAUACCUUUACAAACUUUAUCAAAAAUAAAUCGAAAACGCAAACAUAUAAAGACAAUAAUAAUAUGUUUUGAGAUUCAGUUGUUACAUUAUAUAACAUUAGAUUCAUCAUGGUACUUUAUCAUUUUCUUUCAUUGUCUCGUUGCCACCUUGUGAUAUCGUAUGAUUUGGAGUUGAACAGAUGCCUAAAGAUAUAGGAAUAGCUUUACGUUUCAAUCGUUAUUCUCUCCGAUUUUUGGCCGCAUUUUUUCCGAUUUUUUGGUAAAUAAUUUUUCUCUCGGCUCCGAUUUUUCUUUAAAAUUUUACUUCAAAGCACAAUUGUUAGUAGAAACGUUAAAAAAACUACGUUAUCGUAAAAAUCUCUAAAAUAAUUUAAAGCUCUUUCAAUAAGUAUUAAAAUAUGAUGAAUAUAAAGUAUCUAUCUCAAAAAUUUAAAAAGUUAUAAUGGAUUUUAUGAAUGAUGAUGAUCAGCUUAUUGACUAAGACUCAACAACAGAUAAAUAGUUACCUGUUAACGAAAUGAGCGCUCUUUCAGUAGCAGUCUGAUCGCUGUUAAAUAGAGCCUCUAACUCGAAUAUAAAAGAAUAAAUUAGAUAAAAAUCCUUGAAAGAAAUUAACUUAUAAAAUAAUUCUAACACGUUAAAAAAUCCUAAACUAGGUUUUUCUACAUACAGAAAUUGAACAUUUUGAGGUUAUAAAUUGAUAAACAAGCUUCCGUUUCGGCAACAAAGAAACUACAAUUCGUACUAAUUUUGUACGCAUUUCAAUAGAAAAAUUUUUAAUUAUUUGAAUUUUUUUACCUAUUGCCUACGUUUAAUCUACUGACAUUAACUUUUGAAUUUUCUCGCAAUGCCGUUAUGUUACUGUCGAUUUUAUUUGAAAAUAAUAAUAUUCGUAACAAAAAGUUUGGUAUGGAAAUGCUGCUGAACUGUUAUAUUUUUGCUAAAGAAAUGCGUACGAAUUGAGUAUUUACGAAUCACUAUUUUUUUUGCUAUUAAAAUGUUUACGAAAUGAGCACGAAUUGUUAUUCCUUUGUUGAAGAAAUGCGUUCCACGAAAACUUGUUAAUCAAUCAGACGGUAGAACUCAUUUAUAAUCUCAAAAUAUUCAAUUCCUAAAUCAGCAAUUGAUUCGUAAUAAAAUCUAGUUUAGGAUUUUUUAACGUGUUAGAAUUGUAAAAUUUUUUUUGUUUCAAGGAUGUUUAUCUAAUUUAUUUACUUAUAUUUUAAUUACAGGCUCUAUAAUUAUCUUUCAGUUUUUCUAUUGAACAGCGAUAAGACUGCUAUUGAAAUAGUGCUCAUUUCAAUCGAUCAAGUCUUCCGCCAGGGUUAAUCAAUUGGAAAAUUGAUUGAAAUUUCUUGGGAUCUUUUUUUUUUUUUGUUUUUCUAAUAGGUAAUAAAAAAGCAAAAAAAGUACAUGUGAAAAAAAUUUUUAAAAUUUAAACAAAAGCAGAAUUUUGGAAUUUGACAUUUUUACACAUGAGUUAUACUUUGUAAGCGGAUUUUGGAAAAUUUUUUUUAUAAAAGGAAUGCACCCAAGGACCUUUUAAAUUAUUAUCCUUGGGAAAAAAAAUGGCAAAAAUUAUGUUCUUUUUAUAUAUACCGUAUUUAAUUUCAAUGAGACUCUUGAAAAAAUUACUUUUUGAUAGCAUAACUAUAAUCAUUUAUCAUUUCAGUAUUAUUAGUAUCAGUGUUGAAAAAAAACCUCAAAUGGUCGUGUUACAGGUAUCAAUAUUUUACAUUCACUUUUUGUUUCAACAAACUAUUUUCAUCAACCAGUUGUUUAUAUUUUUUGCAAUACUUAUUUUUAUUGUUAUCAAUAUUAUUAUUUACGAUUUGUGCAUGUUGUAGAAAUUUUGGUACACAUUUGUUAACAACAUGAUACAAUAAAUUCUUAAUUACAGUCAAGCUUUUAGUAGUAAAUUUCUCUAAAAUUUGUAUUUAUAGAUUUUUAUACUAUGAUAAUCACAAAUAUGUUCGCCUUAUUCGUUUAUCUUCAAUGUUUAAUACGUGGAGUACUAAAUAUUUACUUAGCAAAAUGAUAAGUAAUGAAUAAUAAACUUUUAUGACUUUCAUGAGUGUUGCAGAAGUCGAAUUAUUAAACUGUCUGUACUUUCUAAGCAUUAAUAUUGUUCAUAUAACUAGAAAAUAAAUAUGGUUUAUGGUGAAAAUUCUUCGUAAAUGACAACUUAUUUUAUUUUUAAAAGCUUUUUUUCAUUUAAUUGUAGUUUAAACACAUUGGAAUCCUUAACACACAGAUGUAAUAUUAUUAUUAUUAUUUUGAACUUCAAUUCUGUUUCAGAAAGAUUGUUUUUCGUACUGAUUAUUCAAAUAUAGCUUCAAUUUGUUUUUUUAUUUUAUUUUAUUUUAAUAUAAUACUGAUAUUAGAAGAGAAAAAAUAUUGCAGGUUCUUGUUGAUAUGAUUGUAAAUUCAUAACGGUAAAUCAAAGAUUCCAAUAAGUAUAUAGUGAGUAAGUAAAGAAAAAAAAGAUAAAUUUAAUUUUUUGGAACAAUCAAAAGUAAUCGAAAGUAAAUAUCUAUUAUACAUAAAUAAAUGGUUAUUUAUAAUUGAAAAUUUCAAUGAUGAAUGUCACUCACGAAUGAUUGCAAUUUAACAAUAUAUGUAAUGUUUGUAUCAUCGAUUUUUCAUGGUUUUUUUUUUCCAAAUUGCAUUGUAACUUACAUCUUGGUUUGAUGUAACUAAAUCUAAAAAACAUUAUUGUACUUAAAACUUAAUUCACGCAUAAUUGAAAAUCAGAAAUAAUUUUUUUAUUAUUUAUUUAUCUAUUUUUUUCUUUCAUCUAAAGUUAUAUUAUAUCAUUUUCAUUUUUCAAAAUUUUAAAUAUUCAUCAUAUUUUUUAGCAUUGCAUUGAUAUAGAACUUUCUUCUUAGGGCACUUCAGCUUAUUUUAGUAGCUUAGAUUUCCAAUUAAUUUUAUUACUUGUAAUAAUUAGAGCCAAAAAAGUAAAAACAUGUGAUAAUUAUUUAUAAAUAGUACAUAAAAAAAAAAGAAACUAAAAUUAAAAAAAAAAUUAGACACCACCAUUUUGAGGGUCUCAAUUUUCGAAAGUUCUUACGAUGUACAUUAUUUUCAAAACAUUCAAAGUUCUUAUUAUGCGAUCAUGCAGUUAUACAUAUGAAUUCUAAUUUAUUUCAUCUUUUUCAAUUUUUCAGUAUGCAACAGAAAAAAAGUUCAACUUGUAAAUCGAAAGUAUAUUUUUUUUUCUCUAAAUAAGCGUAAUUAUCUUUUCUUUUACCACCAUCCAAGAAUCGUUAAUUCUCAACUAUUAUAAUUAUAACAUUAUUAUUAUUAUCAUUAUUAUUAUUAUUUAUUUAUUUUUGCCUAAGAAAUGUGAAGAAAGUGAUCAAGAAUUUUAAAAUGCUAACAUCAAUGGGGAAAAAAAUCCAUUACUGAUUCUUGGAUGAUAAUCAAAGUCUUAUGUUACAACGUUCAAUAAUCAAUUCAGACUGAGUACGUUCGUACGUUCAGAGUACGUUCGUUUUCUUGAACAAAGCGAUGCAUUUAUAUUAAAACGACAUUAAUUGAUAAUGAACAGAUAGUAAAGUGAGAAACUGAAUCCUGCUCGCAUUAUUUAAUCGCUAUGAUACUCAAUAAUUAUCGAUUAUCCAUCUUAAAAUUAAAUACACGAUUAAACAAAUAAAUUCAGAAAUAAUAAUUGAAGUUAAAGCCGCAUUUUUAUAAACUUGUGGUGGCCAAUUUAAUACUUUUCUAAAUGUUUUUUAUUUGACUUUUUUUGAUAUACAUAUAUUUAAUUAUAUCAAUAUAUCUUUUACUCGUGCAAAUUGAUAACACGUUGACAAUAUAUACAAAUUAUUAUUAAUUUUUUUUUUUUUUUUUCAUUCAUUUAGAUAAUAAUGCGUGAUUUAUUAAUUUUCAUUUUAUCGUCAAUCAAAUGCAAGAAAUAAUAAAAAGUUGUACAGCAAACAGGAUAAUAUUGACUUGUGAGAAAAACGGAUAAAAAUCAACUUUAUUCUGUAUCAGAUAUGUACAAAGAAAACUAUUAAACAAGGCAAAAAUAAGCGUAAUUAUUAAACUUUUCAGCGAAAAAUAAAUUUUCGUUUAUGAAAAUGAGUUAAUUUCAAGAAUCAAGUAUUAUUUCACGAAAAAAAUAAUCGCAUAUAUUUUCAAUAGUUGAUUAUUUUUCUUAAAUAUAAAUCUAAAAACAUGAUCAACUAAAAGCACCGUUUUUACUUCAAAAACUUACCACAUAGAAUGAGGUAAAAUGUGUUCAUGGGUACUCUCUUAUUUAUGAUUCCAUUAGCAAUAAAUGAAAAAAAAAAAAAUUGGCCACCGAA
Molecule: messenger RNA, 7091 nt
Organism: Aphidius gifuensis
Lineage: Eukaryota; Metazoa; Arthropoda; Insecta; Hymenoptera; Braconidae
Product: threonylcarbamoyladenosine tRNA methylthiotransferase
Exons: 2
Coding region: 169-1779 (536 amino acids)
Biological process (GO): tRNA methylthiolation
Cellular component (GO): endoplasmic reticulum
Molecular function (GO): 4 iron, 4 sulfur cluster binding; tRNA (N(6)-L-threonylcarbamoyladenosine(37)-C(2))-methylthiotransferase activity
Source: RefSeq, a predicted model, not a curated record